Molecule: messenger RNA, 897 nt
Organism: Orbicella faveolata
Lineage: Eukaryota; Metazoa; Cnidaria; Anthozoa; Scleractinia; Merulinidae
Molecular function (GO): extracellular matrix structural constituent; oligosaccharide binding
Source: RefSeq, a predicted model, not a curated record
CGGUAAUCCUUGUAUGAACAGUGCAACUUGUGUGGCCAAGUACGAAGAUGAUGAUUAUCAGUGCGCAUGCGCUCCAGGAUAUUUUGGAAAACACUGCGAAAUGGGUGUUGGAGUUACCUGUGAGGAGAUUAAGAACCGGGGGAAAUCCGAGGGAGAUGGCAUGUACUGGUUGGACCCGGAUGGCGGAAGCCAUUCAAAUGCAUUUCUGGCCUACUGUGACAUGACUUCGUACAAUGGAGGAUGGACCAUGUGUUACACUACCGAUGAAUAUGUCAAACCCAAGACUGAAGUCACAUACAGCGCUCAACUUCCUUAUGGAAGUGACGGCUACAGGACCAACUGUAACAACAUCCCUUUUACAGAAAUUAUUUUUGUUGAUCACCAAACUGGAAACAAGACCUACUUCAAGCGAUUAGUCAACCAGUCCAUAAUGGCCGCUGAUAACUAUGGGAAAAAUGCUGGCACCUAUGGAAAGUGGAACAGCGUGGGAGCAAAUAACGCGUACCAUUACCAGCUGUUGAUCUGCCAUACCUCGUUCUACGCUGGAUUCUUCGUUUCGGGUCACACGCGGAAUUGUUACAAGGACUGCAAUUCCUGGUGCGGUGAUAGAGACUCGCCUUACUUCCGUACGGCGUCACCUGAUGCAGGUUACUUGGGCGUGGCUUUCAACACGAAUGGUCAUCGCCCCCUUAGCAACAGACUCAUUAGCGUUGGUCUGCGAUAAGUCCCAUUCACACUCCAGACAAGGCUGAUGAACUUUGUUUGGCGCUACCAAAAAUCAAGACAAAUCUUGUAACCACCAAAUUUUCAUUUUGGUAAGCACUUCAGCCAUAAUUAGCGCUUCAGCGAAAAAAAAAAUGUGAAAAAAGAUUGAUUCUAAACAAAGUUAUAUACGAA